Messenger RNA from Knipowitschia caucasica, 1422 nucleotides. The record is from the annotation of a GenBank genome assembly. NCBI's taxonomy places the organism in Eukaryota, Metazoa, Chordata, Actinopteri, Gobiiformes, Gobiidae.
AUGUUUCCUCGUAAACGGGGACCGAGAGACCACCAGGUCUAUUAUAAUGGAGUACCUCCAGUAUCGUCACGGUCAGAUUUCCACAAACAAACACAACAUACCAACGUGAACACCUAUAAUGGGCCAGGUAUUCUACCAGUGUAUCAAUGGAACCCGAAACCAAUCCCCAUUUACCCAGCAAGUCCUCAAGUCACCAACAGUCGAAAGAGACAAUACAGCCAUGGCAGUCCAGCAGUCCACCAUGUGAAACGGCAGCGUGUUGAAUCCUUUCAUACAGAUGAUUUUAAUCCUUCGUUUGAGUCUCCCCCACUUCCUCAAACACACUUGCCUGUAAUCGCUAAGGUCUCUCAUGAUACUACUUCAAAUAAACCCAGGAUACCAUCUCAUCGGCUUCUUGCUGAGUCUCCUGAAACCCCCAUUUCUCUGCGGGUCGAUGCAAAUGACAAGAUGAGCGCUCAGAUGGUUGAGCUUUUUGAGGCCUGUCAACAACAAACGUCUGAUUUGUUGAAAAAAGAGGGGUAUAGAGCACGACUACAGAAAGAUAUACAAAGGUUGUACCCAGACGGAAGGCUCUACUUGACUGGCUCCACCAUGAGUGGUUUGGGUUGUCGUAGCAGUGAUGCAGAUCUCUGUUUGGUCAUUAAGUUGAAGCAAACCAACGUGAAAGUCAUUGAUGUGCUCUUUGCAGUUUUGAGGUUACUUAGAAAUCUUGACUAUGUGGACAGAGUACUGCUAAUCCGAGCAAAAGUGCCUAUUCUUCGGUUCAAAGAGCGAGGCAGCAACCUUGAGUUUGAUCUUAAUGUCAACAACACUGUGGGAAUCAGGAACACAUUCCUUCUGAGGAGUUACACCAAUGCUGACAUCAGGAUUCGACCGUUUAUGCUUGUUGUCAAGAAAUGGGCCCGACAUUAUGAAAUCAACGAUGCCAGCAAAGGGACGUUGAGCAGCUACGCUCUCGCUCUUAUGGCUUUGAACUACCUUCAACUUGUGAAACCUCCGGUUCUUCCAUCACUGCAAAAGGAUCAUCCAACAUAUUUUGAUUCUUGCCUUGACCUUGACAUGGUCCCUGACGGCUCCCAACGUGUCCCAUGCUACAGAUCCAAAAACAAAUCUUCUUUAGGAGAGCUCUUCCUGGGAUUUCUUGAGUACUAUGCCUUGACAUUCAGAUGGGACAGCCAGAUCAUCUCAGUGCGAGAGGGUAGAACUUUACCAAAAACAUCAGGUUGGAUGGGAAAAUUCAUAAAUGUUGAAGAACCCUUUGAAGGGCAUAAUGUUGCUCGAGCUGUUUAUGAGGCAUCCAAGUUUGAAAUCAUCAAAAAAAAGAUUGUUGAGUCGUACCACAUUCUAAAAGGGAAGAAAGACCUCACCUCACUGCUUCCACUCCGAGCCAUUAUUAACAGAGAGCAGAUUGGAAGACGAUGA